Molecule: messenger RNA, 966 nt
Organism: Capronia epimyces CBS 606.96
Lineage: Eukaryota; Fungi; Ascomycota; Eurotiomycetes; Chaetothyriales; Herpotrichiellaceae
Exons: 5
Coding region: 1-966 (321 amino acids)
Molecular function (GO): methyltransferase activity
Source: RefSeq, a predicted model, not a curated record
AUGACGACCACUCCUGAGCCCAAUGAGGCCGAUUCUGCCUAUGGCGGUGACGGUGACGGUGACAGUGACCGACACAGUACUGUGUCCCUUGGUUCACGAGAAGGUCUCUGCUUCACGGAGGAGUAUGGACGUCGGUAUGCCGUGUUUGGUGAGAAUGAUUGCCUGUUCCCCAGCGAUGAGCAGGAGAAGGUUCGCCUAGAUCUCUUCAGUCACAUGAUCGAACAGGUUCUGGGCAAGCGACUCCACUGUGCGCCGGUCCACUUGUCUGCUGGGAAUGAGCGUGUGCUGGACGUCGGCACGGGGACGGGCAUUUGGGCCAUCAAGAUGGCAGAUCUUCAUCCCACCUGUCUGGUUACCGGGGUUGAUAUCAGCGAGAUCCAGCCUGUCUGGGUCCCGCCCAAUCUCGGGUUCGAGCUAUUCGACGUGGAAUCGCCAUGGACCUGGAGUCAUCCAUACACCUUCAUCUUCGCCCGUCAGCUGGGCGGUUCCAUUGUGAAUUGGUCUGGACUGGUUCGCCAAUGUUACGGUAACUUGGAGCCCGGUGGGUGGGUGGAAAUUCAACAACUCGACCUGGAGCACUAUGCUGAAGGCCCCUUGGCCCCCCAAGCCGGGAGCAGGGUGCGUGAACUGUGCGACUUGCUGUCCCUGGCUCUGUUCAGCUUCCGCCGCCGACUGGGUGUGGCUGGCCAUGUCGAAGACCUCCUUCGCAGGCACGGCUUCCAAAACAUCGUGCAUGGCCGCAUCAAGGUUCCUCUGGGGAACUGGCCAAAGGAUCCGAAAUAUAAGGAGAUUGGAUCCCUGCGGCAGUGGGAGUUAGAACGCGCACUUGAAGCCCUCACCCUCAAACCCUUCUGCAAAGGUCUGGGCUGGACCCCUGAAAAGGUCCGUGCCUUUCUCGACGAGGUCCGCAGCGAGAUCCGCAACAAGAAUGGGCAGGAAAAGGUCCAUCUAACGUCGACUCUGUGA